AUGGCCCCGUGGCGGUUCUGGUUCUACCUGUAUCCGCCGCAGUUCGAACGCGACGGUAUCCUCAGCCUGUGGUACAGUGAGCUCUACCAGACACUUCAACGCCACGAAUGGCGCACCGAGGACCCGCAGAAGGCCUCCGUCUUCUUCCUGGGAAUCGAUGUGAGCUGCGCCUACCUGUGGCCUGUGUAUUCCGCGCCGGUGCCGGGUUCUGCAAAUUACGUACAAGAGGGCCGCUGGGGCGCUCUUGGCAAUGCCAAAGAGUGCCAGCGGACAAGGCAAGCACGCCUGGAGGCUUACGUGAGGAACGGGUGGGCACCCUACUGGGGCAUCGAGGGCAAGCAGCACGUUGUCUUUGAUCAGCUUUGCUAUCACCCCUUGUCGGAGCUGGUGCAUGCCGAGCACUUCGUGUCUCUCGCGGGGGUGGGCCACUUAAAAGGCCGAGCCUACGGCUACAGACGUGGAAUUGACAUCUCCUGGCCCGAGAUGCCUGUCACAGUGGAAGACCCUCCGCUGUCUGCAUGCGACUGCCAGCCGCGGAAACGCCUGGCGUCCUUUCAAGGAGCUGGCACGCGCAGCGUCCGGCAGAAGCUAACGGCUCUCCAUGAUGGCGAUCAGAUCGUCGUGCACGUGGUUGACGUGACGAACAGUGGGCUCAACACCACGGACUCCCGGUGGGAGGUGGGACACCCCAUCAAAGCGCCGUAUGCCGCACUGAUGCGGGAGAGCGACUUCGCGCUGGCGCCGGCGGGGCACAGCCAAUGCUCGCUCAGGCUCUAUGAGAUCAUGUCUUUCUGCACAAUCCCGGUGAUACUGGCAGACGAGAAGCUGCUGCCCUUCUCUGAGAUCUUGAACUGGUCCGAGAUGGCUGUGAUGGUGCCGGAGAACGCUGCCGGCACCGUGCCGGAGCGCUUGAGGGCGCUGGACGCUGACUCGCGCUGCCACAUGCGGCGGAAGGCCCACGAGGCCUUUCACAAGUUCUUCGCCAAUGUCUCCGCCAACGUGCGCGGCCUGCUUGAAGUACUUGGGCAGCAUUUGCAGCGAGGCCUGGGCCCGAAGGAGGACUCCCUGCGGGUGGCCGCAGACUUCCGACAGCAGUCGAUGAACCUGGCGUGGUCGCAGCUUGCUAUGGAGGACUUCCGAAGGCAGCGCCUGGCGUUCACUUGGCUCCCGGCAUGGCCUCGCGGUGAUUCCGAUAAGGACUGCCGCAUCUCCUGGUCAGAAUUGCUACAGCACGCGCAGGAUGCACAUCGCGGCUUGGUCUUGGGUACUUUAGCCUUCGCAGAGCUGGGCCGAUCCAGUAAGGCAGGCGGACUUCCGCAGCCGGAGGCCAUCAGGAAGAAUGCCCUUCGCAUGGACGGGAGGAUUUUCGGAGGUGUCUCAUAA
Molecule: messenger RNA, 1383 nt
Organism: Effrenium voratum
Lineage: Eukaryota; Dinophyceae; Suessiales; Symbiodiniaceae
Source: the annotation of a GenBank genome assembly